Solenopsis invicta (red fire ant) is the source of this 1814-nucleotide messenger RNA. RefSeq names its product activator of 90 kDa heat shock protein ATPase homolog 1. Bases 485 to 1501 code for a protein of 338 amino acids. Gene Ontology annotation, biological process: protein folding; positive regulation of ATP-dependent activity. Gene Ontology annotation, molecular function: protein-folding chaperone binding; ATPase activator activity. Gene Ontology annotation, cellular component: cytosol. The record is from RefSeq and is a predicted model, not a curated record. NCBI's taxonomy places the organism in Eukaryota, Metazoa, Arthropoda, Insecta, Hymenoptera, Formicidae. The transcript is spliced from 9 exons.
GGGCAUACGUCAGCGGUCAGAUCACGUCAGAUUGGCCAGAUUCAUUUCACGGCAGCUACAACACUCCGUUGCACGUUGCGCUCUGUGUCUGCGGCAGUCGGAUCCGCGACCAAUACCGGUCGGGUUUGCAUUGCGAAUCUGACAGUGGACGGUGUCGUUCUCGUUGUACGAUAAUCCACCGCGCGAGACGAAGCGUCGUCUGCCUUCGUGGUGCGAACGGGACGCCCGCGGAGCAUUUUACGAGCGAGUCGUCGGAGCGAAAACUUCGGAGCUCUUUGGAACGCUCACCUAACCGUAGCUCACGAGAGCGACUCGCAAGUACGAAUCUCAGUUGCUGGAGGAUCGAGUUUUCUGGAAGUUGCAUCACGCUUGCGUUACCUCCCUCGGCACCGCGCGCGCCCCGAUAUUGCACCGAAUUCCAGUGUCCGUUUGGGACUUGAAAACUAGGACGUUAUUGUCACAUUCCCGACAAAUAUUUGGAAACAUGGCAAGAUGGGGUGAAGGUGAUCCACGUUGGAUCGUGGAAGAGAGACCCGACGCAACCAAUGUUAACAACUGGCAUUGGACGGAGAAGAACGCCUGUGCAUGGUCACAAGAAAAGUUGAAAGAACUUUUCGUAAAUUUCAAAAUUGAAGGAGAUGGAGUAUUAUGUAAAAUAACAGAAAUGGAAAAAUGUGAAGGUGAGGCGUCAGCAAAUAAUAGAAAAGGGAAACUCAUUUUCUUUUAUGAAUGGAAUAUUGUUCUUAAGUGGAUAUUGGAUAAACAAUCCAAUAAAAACAUUGAGGGUAAAAUCAAUAUUCCUAAUCUCUCUGAAGAAAAUGAUAUCAAUGAAGUAGAUAUUGAAAUUACAUUAAAAGAUAGUACGGAUGAAGGGGAAAAAAUAAAACAAUUCUUACAUACUAAAGGUAAAGAUGUGUUAAGAGAAAAUUUAAAGAAAUAUGUAUCUUCUCUAAAAGAAGAAUUUACAAAAGGAAUGAUAUUGCCUCAAAAAGAUAAUGUAAAAGAAAAUAUUUCAAAUAUAACAUCUGGUUUUAAUGUUAAGAUGCAAAUGAACGCUGCAGUGACACCAACGAACAAUAAUAAAACAGCAGAUUGUAAAAUUUCAACUACUACGAUUAAGCAAAAUGUGAAAUUUCAAUGCAGAGCGGAAGAGUUUUAUAAUGUCCUCUCUACGAUCGAGAUGGUACAAGCCUUCACAAAGAACCCAGUAAAGCUAGAAUUAAAGAAGAAUGGUCAAUUCGAGCUCUUCGGUGGCAAUAUUCACGGUGAAUUCGUAGAGAUUACACCAACGAAGAUUAUUCAGAAAUGGCGUUGUAAACAGUGGCCGUCCGGACAUUUUAGCGAUGUAACGAUUGAUAUCUGUGAAAAGAAUGAUCACACUGAGGUUAUUUUGACGCAGAGCGGUGUCCCAGUAAGCGAGGAGCUCUCUACAAAGGAGAAUUGGGAAAGGUAUUAUUGGGACGCCAUAAAACGGACCUUCGGUUUCGGAUACUUCAUGUGAUCUAAAUUCACUCUAAUGGAUAUUUAUUUAUUGCUAAGUAGAACAAUCGUGGAGAUUGCUUGCGAUCGCACACAGUUACGCGAACGCUUGACUUCUGCGGGAGCAUAGACGAAUCUGGUAUGAGAAGGAAACGUAUACAUAAUACAGAUUUAUUCUAUUCUCUCUUCGUAUAUUUGGUACCGCCUUGUGUAAAACUUGAAAUUAAUACUACUGCGCACACGCUGCAUUGACAUUGUGCGACAUUAUGACAAGUGACUUGUACAUCUCUACCUAUUAGAUGUAUCUGUCUAAUAAAUCAUGCGAUACGGAUCAA